AGAGGCACUGCAUUUGCUUGUUUCUGGUGUGUUGUGUUGUGUUGGUACUAUAUGCACGGAACAUCUCUGAGUCUCGGAAUUCAUCAUUAGCGAAGUCGGAGAAAAAUUGCACGGAAUCACGCGUAGCAAUUGGGCCACCCUGAUAGUUUUAAUUCAAAUACAGCCACGAAAACUCCAUUUAAAUCUUCCCCGGAUUGUACUAGAGAAUGAAAGCUUUUUAAUUGCUGCGGAUGCAUCAAUGGCUGCUGCUUCGUCCUCGCAGCCUGUCCGCAAUCCCCAAAUGGAACGUUUUGGGUUUCAGGGAGCAGGAGACGCAACACCGAAAUCUCUAGAAUCGCAAUCUCCGGCAACCCUUUUGGUGCGGCACCUUCCGGAGGCCAUUCCUCAUGACACCCUCUCACGGCUUUUCUCUCAUUACGGUGCUGCCUCCGUUCGUCCUUGCUCUAGUGGAAGAUUGAGAAACUGUGCAUUUGUGGAUUUCGAAGGUGAAGCCUUGGCUGCUCAAGCUCAACGUCAGUUAAGUGGGCUGAGGUUUCUUGGCAAAGUUUUGUUGGUGGAGAGAGCUAAUAAGCCAAGUGGUGAUAAUAAAUCUCAACAACUUGGGAAGGAUUUUGCACAGCCUGCACCAUUGGUGAAGGAUUCUAACUUGAGCAGAGGUGCCAAUGAAGAUUUGAGAUCAGGGUUCCUACUUGGUGCUGAAGCGAUUGCCCCUAGACUUGGUGUGGACUACCCUUUUCCUCCUUACCUUGAGUAUGCUUACCCUCAACCAGAUGGAAAUAUUCUGACCAACAUUGUAAAUGCUCUUAUAGCUGUUCCUCGUUUUUACACCCAGGUAUUGCACCUGAUGAAUAAAAUGAAUAUUCCAGCUCCAUUUCGAAUGGCCUUGCCCACCCCACCCCUGCCACCUUCAGCACCUGCUCCACAGCCACCACCACCACCACCUCCACCUCCUGCUCCUAUUGCUGCAAAGCCUUCUGUGGCAGAUCUGUCUAGCAGUGAAUCAGAAAUGGAGUCCUCAGAUGAGGAGGUUAAAGAAAAAGGCAUAAUGGAAUCUAGACGGAAGCGUGCGAAGCGAGAAUCUAUUGUAGGCCCUGCUAUUGACAAGACUGUGGCUCAUGAGGCUGUUGGAGUGAAACCCGCUACAUUGGUCCCCAAAGAAAUACCUUUGAUUAAAAAGAAAAAUCCUGUAUUACAGAUAAAAAUUGCCCCUAAAAUGGUUCAGAGUGAAAAGAGAGAUGAUAGCCAGCACCAAGAAAUUUUAGAGGAACCAGUUGAAGAGGUUUCAGAUUCUAAACACUUUGCAACCCCAGAGGAGUUGGAAAAGGGAAAGUUGCCUCCUGAAGAGAUUCUAUCUCUUCCAAUGUUUAAGAAUUAUGCAGCAGGCAAUCCUGCUUCAGUGUUGUACAUUAAAAACUUGGCAAAAGAUGUUGUUCCUGAUGAUUUUUAUUUCAUCUUUGGAUCAUUGUUUGGAAGCUUUGAUGCAGCCAAAUCUGGUCUUAAUGUAAAGCUAAUGCAGGAGGGAAGAAUGAGGGGGCAGGCUUUUGUCACAUUUCCAUCCAUUGAACUUGCACAUCAUGCUUUGAACCUAGUGAAUGGUUAUGUCUUCAAAGGCAAACCAAUAAUCAUCCAGUUUGGCCGGAAUCCUGGAGCAAUAAAAACAAAUUGAAUUGUUGUGUCAAGCUCCUCAUAGCACCCCUGGCGUGUUCAGCUCAUUGCUGACGUUUCCUUUCUCAUAUUGUUGAGCAAGGUCCUCUGUAUUGAUGAAAACUCAAGCCUGCAGUUGUAGGAGACCCAAGAAGAAGUCUAUUAAAUUAUUUUAUUCUUCAUUGACUGUACUUGGAUAUGAUGAGUUUUGGAGAGGAUUCAUUGCAAAUGAUGAAUAUUGUUGCUCUGCAAGUUGAUUCCUAAGAAGUCUAUAUUUUUAGAAAUGCCAUUUGGGGGGAAACACAGGGUUUUUGAAUUUAGUUCAGGUAAAAAUCCUUUUACUGGAUAAGGGGAAAGUCUUGACAAAGAGAUCUUUUGCUCUUGUGACCGGCGCAUCUCCGCUAUUAUGCAAUAUGCAUUGUGUUGCUAAUUUUUGGAUUUUCACUGGUAUUGCUGGUUUAUAUUCUAGUGUUGCUGACUUAAACUUCUUGUAAAGGUCGUCUAUACUGUUGCU
This is a messenger RNA of Rubroshorea leprosula, 2158 nucleotides long. The record is from the annotation of a GenBank genome assembly. Lineage: Eukaryota; Viridiplantae; Streptophyta; Magnoliopsida; Malvales; Dipterocarpaceae.